Messenger RNA from Rhopilema esculentum, 2659 nucleotides. Its product is annotated as fizzy-related protein homolog. Gene Ontology annotation, biological process: anaphase-promoting complex-dependent catabolic process; positive regulation of anaphase-promoting complex-dependent catabolic process; positive regulation of ubiquitin protein ligase activity. NCBI's taxonomy places the organism in Eukaryota, Metazoa, Cnidaria, Scyphozoa, Rhizostomeae, Rhizostomatidae. Gene Ontology annotation, cellular component: anaphase-promoting complex. Gene Ontology annotation, molecular function: ubiquitin ligase activator activity; anaphase-promoting complex binding; protein binding. The record is from RefSeq and is a predicted model, not a curated record.
UCGGUCUAAAUUCGAAAAAGUGAUUCUUCUGCACGCCUAAUUAUUUUGAAAGUUCUAGGCCUGGAGCUGACAGACAAGGAAAACCCCCUGAACUCCAAGGCUGUCUGGCUUUUCAUCACAUGAAUGCCUGGUUAUUUCAUGGGUAACGUUGCCAUCUUUGAAAUGUUGACGAGGUUUUAUCCCUUUGGUUAACCGUAGCUUGUAACCAGGUCAACAAAGUACAAUAGAUUUUGAUUUUCUGUAAAUUAUCAUGGACCCAGAUUUUGAAAGGCGUCUCAUUGACCAGAUGAAUGGCAGAAGUCCAGUCCAAUCACCUCAUUCUCCAAAAAGAAUUUGUAGCCCUAGUCCAAGGAGGAGGCGUCUCAACAUGGACAUGGUUUGUGACAGGGCAAUCCCAAGCCGAUCAGCUAUUAGGAACAUAUCUGGAAUCUUGAUGCAACAGGAAAACUCUGACCCAACAACUCAAAGCUCACAAAGAGAACAGAAUGUAAACAAUGAAAACAAAGACAGUCUAUUGUAUAACAGUUUGCUGCGAAAUGAGCUGCUGGGAGCUGAAAUCGAUAACCCGAGGGAUUCAAAUGACAGUAGACAGCCAUUAACAACACCAAAAGGAUGUAAAAAUCUCUUUACGUUCAAGCAUACAAGAAAAAGAAGUUCUAUUGAGGCAAGUGACUGUAUAAGUCCAUUUUCACUUUCGCCUGUUGGGAAGGAUAGCCAUCAGCUGCUUCGAUCACCGAGAAAGUCGACUCGUAAGAUCUCAAAAGUUCCAUUUAAGGUUUUGGAUGCACCAGACCUGCAGGAUGAUUUCUAUCUUAAUCUGGUUGACUGGUCGUCACAGAACAUUCUCAGCGUUGGUCUAGGGACGUGCGUUUAUUUAUGGAGUGCGUACACCAGUCAGGUCACAAAACUUUGCGAUUUGGCCUCAGAGGAUGACUCUGUGACGUCAGUUGCAUGGACAGAAAAGGGAAGCCAUCUAUCAGUUGGAACAAACAAAGGUUAUGUUCAAAUCUGGGAUACCCAGAGCACGAAAAAGGUUUCGUCGCUUGAAGGUCAUCUGCUGAGAGUUGGCUCUUUGGCUUGGAACAACGACCUGCUUUGUUCAGGGAGCCGUGAUCGUGUCAUCUUCCUCAGGGACAUAAGAUCCUCAUCUCCUUCAGAAAAGAAACUGAUCGGCCAUCGUCAAGAGGUUUGUGGUCUUCGGUGGUCACCUGAUCGUCAGUUGCUGGCCUCUGGUGGUAAUGACAACAAGCUCAUGGUUUGGAAUCUCUCCAGUACCUCACCUUAUCAGCAAUACAAUGAUCAUGUUGCCGCUGUGAAGGCGAUUUCUUGGUCUCCACAUCAGCAUGGUCUCCUUGCAUCUGGUGGUGGGACCGUGGACCGUUGUAUACGAUUCUGGAAUACGUUAACAGGACAAAAUCUACACUGCAUUGACACAGGGUCACAAGUCUGCAAUUUGGCAUGGUCGAAACAUUCGAAUGAGCUGGUUAGCACACAUGGCUAUUCGCAGAAUCAAAUUCUUGUCUGGAAGUACCCAAGCCUGCAGCAGGUUGCAAAAUUAACUGGUCACACAUGCAGGGUCCUCUACUUGGCGAUGUCUCCUGAUGGAGAGUCAAUAGUGACUGGAGCAGGCGACGAAACACUGCGCUUUUGGAACGUGUUUAGCAAGGCCCACACACAAAAGGAGAGCAAAUCUGAGUUGAAUCUGUUCUCGCAUAUACGAUAGCGAGCUGAAAGAUAUUUAUUUUCAAGUUCAGAAAGACAAAGGUUGUAUUGAGGUUUUUAACUAAAAUUCUAUUCUUUUUUUAUGUUGCGUUGUAAAUAAAGUAUUACAUUAGACAUAUAGGUAAAAUCCUAUCUAGUAUUGUCUUCAUAGGGUCUUUAAUUACUACUAACCUCGUGUAGAAGAAAACCUUUUAUGCCACAUUUUCCGUAGCACGUCUUGCAAGGGCAGUGCUUUUUAACCCCGGUGAGUGCCGUCUUUUAGUUUCUAUACUUUAUGAGGUAUGUCCAAAAAAGGAGUAUAAAACUUUUCCAGUCCUAGGAACUAGUUUUUAAAAAUGGGGUGCUUUUACAAUGGAAUCAUAGCUGCUAAAAAUUAUACAAUUUCUUUUAAAAGACCAAAUAUCAUAGUUAUUUCUCGUACAAUAUAUAAUAUCCCUAACCCAAGAUAGAAUUUGAACUGGAAAGCAAUAACAAGCCUUCUAAUGCCUUCUGUAAGAUGUCAGAGGGCUGAAAAUUUAUCGGGUCUUGAAAUUAAGUGACUGCCAGACAGAAAGGGGUACGAGGUCGUUGGUCCACCCACUUUGCAACCGCCCAAUUUCUGACCCGUCAUUGAAAAGUGACUGUGUUCAGAUAGGUUGUUUAUUUGGGCAUCCCUUUCAAUGCGAGAUUGAUUAGAACUGUACCAGUUUUUGUCAUCAUGAAAAUUCCGCGACUAUUCUUCAUAUGAAACUCAUGUGAAGAUUGAAAAUAUUGCAAUUUCAGUGAAGCAGAAUGAUAUAGCCACGUGUCAAGUAUGUGUUUGAUAACUAUGUAUGGUAGUGACUGCAGACGGGCAGGGUGCUAGAAGAUAUAUAUAGUUAAUUUGCUUUAAAUUACUCUAAAUUGUGGUUUAACUUAAUCUUAACUAUAUUCAUUGUCAAAUCAAAUGUCAAAUGUG